AUGACACAGAUCCUUGCCGCCAAACAACAAGGACUUCCUGUCAAAGAUCAUGUGGUUGUAAAAAGCUCCAAGCAUGCCCAGAGGGCGGCAGCAUUCCGCCGUAAACAAAAAGAAGAUGCCAAGCAAUCCAUGGUUGUCCUAUCAAACAAGCCAUGUGUUGGACCAACCGAAGCUGAAGUGAAUGAGUGGCUUGAAGACAAAAGGGAGCAACAAGAGGAAGCUAAUAUAUUCACCAAGCCUUCAACAUAUGGCAUGAGUUCUCUUCCAACGGACAGUCUCCCCACAACUCUUUUAUGUGAAUAUAUUUACUGUUAA
Molecule: messenger RNA, 315 nt
Organism: Cylindrotheca closterium
Lineage: Eukaryota; Bacillariophyta; Bacillariophyceae; Bacillariales; Bacillariaceae
Source: the annotation of a GenBank genome assembly